Molecule: messenger RNA, 1582 nt
Organism: Nematostella vectensis (starlet sea anemone)
Lineage: Eukaryota; Metazoa; Cnidaria; Anthozoa; Actiniaria; Edwardsiidae
Exons: 8
Coding region: 84-1448 (454 amino acids)
Molecular function (GO): GTPase activity; GTP binding
Source: RefSeq, a predicted model, not a curated record
ACCAUCGGAAGCGUAUCCCGCAAAGUCCCGCAUCCCGCGGGUUCGGGACAAAACACUUCAGCCCGACUUCAGCACGAUCCAAGAUGGGGGCUGCAGCGAGUUGUGGGGGGAAAGGUAUAGAAGUGAAAGACCAAAUACCGACGUUCAAAAUCGUGCUUGUUGGUGACCCUGAAGUUGGAAAGACCAGUAUCUUCCUGCGCUUUACUAAAAACCAAUUUGACUACAGUUAUCAACCCAGUAUGUCUGUCAGCAUCGGGAACAUUGUUCGUAAGGUCAAUAUACCAUAUGAAGUCAUUGUGUCUGUCAUACUGUGGGACCUUCCAGGCAGGGAAGAAAUGGAUCUUCGCCGCAGCUAUUACAAGGAUGUUGAUGCUGCUAUUGUUGUAGUUGACAUGGAUGAUUUAGACAGUAUAACUUUAGCUGGAACUUGGAAACAAGAUAUCAUAAACAAUGCUGUAUUUACUGGGAAGUCAGAAAACCCUAAUACAAUGAACUCUGAUGGUAAGAAAGACGUUGCCAAGUCUAUACCAAUUUUAUUGGUGGGCAAUAAGGCUGACAAGCUCAAGUUAUUGACUGGCGAUGAGGACAGUGUGUCUGGUUAUGACGGGCCAACUGAGAUGAUGAAGAUAUUGGAGCAGGCAGCAAUACAACAUGGGUUUGUAGGAAGUGUGACAGUAUCUGCGAAGGAGAGUGAUGGCAGUGUCCACGCAGCCAUUCAGUCUCUCAUCCGACAUAUGCUACAGAAGAGACACCAGCAGAAGAAAGGAGGGCUUUUCAGUGGGGACAAAACAAUUGAGGAGAAGAAGUUUGUAACAAUCAGUCCUUAUGAUGAGGAGAAACCAGAGUUUAUUCCUCUCCUCAACACCAAGAUAUCAGAGUUUGAUGUGUUUUUUGCUGACUGUAACCAGCCAAUAGAAACCAUAGAAAAUACAAGUACUGCCCUUAUAGAGUCCAUGGCAAACUUCAAGAGGGCAUGCUCAGUGGCCGGGGUAACAUCCACAGGGAAGGCGUCACUGGAGGAGUGCAUUGGUGGGCUGAAGGAACUCAUCAGAACCGAUGAUGAUGAGGAAGGACUGGAGGCUCAUGAUGAUGGAGGGUACAUAAAGCUCUUAAUCAAGGAGGAUGAGGUUAAGGAUGUCCCAGGCCCGGUCAGUAGAGUACUCAAGACGUUCCACAAUGAGCUUUGCCAGUCAUCAAAGAAGGUCUUGUCUAACUGUCCUGUGGCCCACAACAGGCUCAAGGAAACUCAGCAAAAAAUCGACAAGCUCCGUGUAUCUGCUUUCGACCGCGCAAUGGCCAGCGGAAUGUCCCAGAGGCGCGCCCGCGCCGCACUUGCAAACAUCGACGCCAAUUGCAACCGAAUCCGCGAAGCUAUAGCAACCGCCAUGGAGUCCAUGACAGCAGUAGAGAACGAUUACAAGAAAAUUAAGGCGGCAAUGCUAUGGUAACCGUUGCCAGAACAACUACUGAGUAGUCCUGGGUGCCAGAUUGUUGUCGCUCCCAGUAACCCGAUGUGUACGUAAUGCUGUGCUUGGUGACAUGACGGAAAAACCUGGAAAACGCGCAAUUCCAGAUAGAGAGA